This is a messenger RNA of Colias croceus (clouded yellow), 4435 nucleotides long. It is a transcript of the gene Ire1, whose product is annotated as serine/threonine-protein kinase/endoribonuclease IRE1. Gene Ontology annotation, cellular component: IRE1-TRAF2-ASK1 complex. The transcript has 14 exons. Lineage: Eukaryota; Metazoa; Arthropoda; Insecta; Lepidoptera; Pieridae. The record is from RefSeq and is a predicted model, not a curated record. Gene Ontology annotation, biological process: protein phosphorylation; intrinsic apoptotic signaling pathway in response to endoplasmic reticulum stress; IRE1-mediated unfolded protein response. Bases 132 to 3158 code for a protein of 1008 amino acids. Gene Ontology annotation, molecular function: protein serine/threonine kinase activity; RNA endonuclease activity; ATP binding.
UUGUUCACAACAGACGAAUUUCGCGAUUAUUCCUUGCUUUAUUUUUUUAGAGCAUGCUUAUGUUUGUUUCCAUAAAAUUUCAAUAAUAAAUUAUUUAAAUUGGCGCAAUGGACGAAUAGCUAUACGCUAAAAUGAAGUUUUUGUUAGUGGUGUUAUUUUUAUUUGGUUCAUACGGACAUGAGCCUAUUGUGAAAAAUAAUAAGGAAAGUACAGAAAUAUCAAGGGCUCUUGAUGACCGGCCUUUGCUUUUUGCGACAUUGGGAGGCGGCAUGGUGGCUGUCGAACCUCUAUCUGGAAAUAUAAUUUGGAAACUUAAAGACGAGCCUGCGGUGAAGGUUCCGAAUCAACAUGCUAAUUUAAUGCCCCAAUUUCUACCUGAUCCUCGUCAUGGCUCCCUGUAUAUGUAUGGUCCAAGGGGGGAUAAGCAAAUGCUAAAGAAGUUACCAUUUACGAUACCAGAAUUGGUGGCGAAUGCUCCAUGCCGAUCCACAGAUGGCAUUUUGUAUACAGGAAAGAAAAGUGAUACUUGGUUCAUGUUGGAUCCCUUGACUGGUUCGAGGGAACGUAUUUCAGGGUUCGAUAAGUCGAAAAUCUUUAAAGACGAGGACGAAGAGGACACUUGCGAUCUCGACAAGAAACGCAGCGUGUACGUCGCUCGCACAGAAUACAAUAUUCUGAUGCACGAUUCUAAGAAUGAAAACCACAAAUGGAACGUUACAUUUUUUGAUUAUACCUCCCAUGAUAUGGGAAAAGAGAUGCUGAAUGAUUAUGGUAUAAUACACUUCACAUCAACAUCAAAUGGACGGAUUAUGUCGUUUAACCGUAAGACCGGUGACCUAGUGUGGUCACAUAACUUCGAAACACCAGUGAUAGCUGCCUAUUUACUGGAUAGAGAUGGACUUAUAUCUGUACCCUUUAAUUCCAUUGGAGAUGAUACAAUGGAUCAUAUCAUGGAAGACGCUACUACGUUGAGGAACGGGCAAGGGAUUAAGAACUCUAAUAUUGAGUUAUAUCCUACAUUAUACAUCGGGGAGCAUAACCAUGGCCUCUACGCGCUAUCUUCCUUAGUAGACAAAAACACAGUAACAAUAUCCACAGGCUACACUCAACCAUUACUCCUCGAAGGACCGGUCACUGAAACCGAAUCUACUUCAGAAAAACCGGUCUACGAACCGUUUAAAAAUGUCCACUAUCAACUAAAUGAUAUAAACCUACAUGUCACUCCACCAUACCUUUUACUAGGGCAUUAUAAAGUGCCAGAACUAACUACUUCAUGGAUGCCACAACUGCCAAAUUCAAAUCUAAAUAAGUUACCAAUACGAAAUGCUGUUAAACUAAUCAAUGGGGAAGUAAGGACAGACGUUGAUAAAGAUGAAAAUGAAACGAACUUGAAGUCUAAUUCGAUAUCGGUGUCGGUGCAAACAGAAGAUUUGUUUACGGACUUCAGUUUGAGGCCGGAUUUCUGGUACAAACAGUUGCAGAUUUGGAUCAAUCAGCAGGAAAAUAAAGCGCUCAAAGUUGCGCUUAUUGUUCUGAUGGGAUUGGUCGUCACUAUGUUCUGGUACUUGCGGUUACAGGCUCGCGAAUUCCAACAACUCUCGCAAGGUGGAUCUCGAAGCUCCACAGCAUCCACAUCAUCCCAGGGCGAGGUGACGGGACAACUCGUUGAGUUGGGAGAUGGGGAAGUGCAAAUAGGCAAGAUUAGCUUUUAUACGGAUCAGAUAUUGGGCAAGGGGUGUGAGGGCACUUUUGUGUAUAGAGGUACAUUCGAUAAACGAGCAGUGGCCGUAAAACGGUUGCUACCAGAAUGUUUCACGUUCGCGGACCGCGAGGUGGCGCUGUUGCGUGAGUCGGAUGCGCAUGCGCAUGUAGUACGGUACUAUUGUACCGAACGGGAUAAACAGUUUAGGUAUAUAGCUUUGGAACUCUGUUCAGCGACGUUACAAGAUUAUGUUGAAAAUAAAUUGAAUUUUGAAUGUAAAAUUGAUGCUGUUGAGGUUUUGCGGCAGGCCGCUUUAGGAUUGUCUCACUUACAUUCAAUGGAUAUAGUACACAGAGAUAUAAAACCGCACAACGUGUUGCUAUCGAUGCCAUCUGGUACGGGCGAGGUCCGGGCCAUGAUAUCCGACUUCGGUUUGUCCAAAAAGCUUAACAUCGGUCGAGUAAGCUUCUCUAGAAGAUCUGGAGUCACUGGUACUGAUGGCUGGAUAGCACCAGAGAUGAUUAAUGGGGAAAGAACGACAACAUCCGUGGAUAUGUUCUCAUUGGGUUGCGUGUUUUAUUACGUACUUUCUAGAGGCCAGCAUCCUUUCGGUGAUGUGUUGAGGCGGCAGGCAAAUAUCAUCACCGGAGAGUACAAUUUAGAUUAUUUAGACAAAGUGUUACCAGAAGAAGAGGUGUUAUUAACAAAGAUUUUGAUCAGAUCAAUGAUCUCUGCUAAAGCAAGUGCGAGGCCGCCUUGCGAAACUGUACUUAGGUAUCCCAUAUUUUGGGGCAAGCAGAGUAUACUUAAUUUCUUACAGGAUGUAAGUGACCACGUGGAGAGUUGCAACGCGGGAGCCGACCAUCCCCUAGAGAAGGGAGCUAGAAGGGUUAUCAGAGGAGAUUGGCGAGCGCACGUGUGUCCAACAGUGGCCAAUGAUCUGCGGGCGCGACGCACGUACCGUGGCGAGCGGGUCGCGCACUUGCUGCGGGCGAUACGGAAUAAGAAACACCACUACAGAGAAUUAGAGCCGGAAGUGCGAGACAGUCUCGGGAAAGUUCCAGACGGUUUCGUCACAUACUGGCUCAGGAGGUUCCCCCUCCUCCUACCCCACGUGUGGUUACAAAUGCAGCAAUUCCGAAACGAGGACAUCAUGCAAGGAUACUUCCCCCACGCCUUCAUCUUCAACCGGGAUGACGUCACAGAACUUAACGACGACAACUACGUCAACGAAGAAGAUCUAGCAAUUAACGAACUCUUUGUCAAAAGUAAAAUCUACUACGAUGAGAAUGACCCAGAGAAAAGGUACAAAAGGGAUUCUCCCAAAAAAAGCGUGGACUGGCGAAGUGAAGAUAGAACGAGACAGAACGACGUCAGACCGAGAGAGCGAUACACAUACUAUAAGAAAAAGGAAAAGAAACAAGAAAUGCCCGUAUGGAGCUUGCCACCGCAGUGAAACACAAAUAUUUGUAAGUAAUUGUAAGUAUUUAUUUUUAUAGUUAAAAGUUACUUAAUUUAAAAUAAGACACUAAAAUUGGCCUCGCGUGAAAUAAAACAUAGAUUGUAGUUAUUAUUCCCGUUCCUGUAUAGUAAAAUAAUGGCUUUUGCCUACAGUGUGUUUUAACUCUUUAAUGUUGUAUCAAAAUUCAAUUGUAUUAGAAAAAAAAAACAUUUCACUGUAUAGGAAUGAGAUGGAUAAGAGGCUCAGAUUUUGUCAAUAACUAAAUUGAAUUUACAUAUUAGUGACAUUGUACUCAGAAGCUAAAGUAAUGAAAGUAUAGUAAAAGCAAUAUAAUAAUUCCGAUCUAAGAACUACGAAUAAAUAUUAUUGAUUUUUUGUAAUUAUAAACAAAAUAUAUUUUCCUUGUUUUUUACCAACAAGACAUAUACAGUACUAUUUUUAAUUAAGUGAAUGAUAGAUUAUUUCGAAUUUUUUAUAAAUAUUUAUUUCAAAAUUCAGUUUAGUUAUUGACAAAGAGACGAGGCUGUUAUUUGUAGUAUCUGCUUAUGUUUUAAGACAUUGAUUACGUAAGCGCACAUUUUAGAAGUAUGUACUUAGAACAAAUUGUGGAUAGAUUUUAAACAUAUAUCUUUGUAAAUUGUGAAUUUGAAUGCAUAUUACAGGACUUUUAAAUAGUAUUUUUAAUGAGAUUUUGGAUGAGUUUUGUGUAAAAAGUAUUCAUGUAAUGGAUUUAAAAUUAAAAGGGACCACAUUGUGUAUUCUUAGAAGUACUUUGUGUACAUUAUAUAACUAAAUUAUAAGAACUUAAGACAUUAUUGUAAAACUAUUAGCGUUAAAAGAUUUAUAAUUACAAUAGUAAUAUUAUAGUCAAAUUAAUUUAUUGAUAUCAUUAGAAACGCUAGAACGUUAAUUAAUGUAAACUAUAUGAUAAUAACAAAUUGAUCACGUCAAAGCAAAUUUAUUUUAUAUUAUGAGAGAAAUGCUUUUCUAACAAGCAAUAUGACAAGUGAAUACCUUUGUGGUAAAAGCGUAAGUGGGUGUUCUCUGACGAUUCGUGUGGAAAUUAAUUGUUCAAGUUAUUUUUGGUUAAGUAUAUAUUUUUUAUUUCCUCUCAAGCUCUAUUCAGAAUAUUUAUAAAUAGGAAUGUAAAAGCUUAAAAGCUCCUACAGUACAACAUUCCUACACAAGUCGAUAUUAAUAUACCAGUGGGAAAGCAAUUAUAGCUAGUCAAGAAUCACAUUCCUUUUGGAAAAAGUAUAUAAUAUAAAAGU